AUGGGUCUCUGGGGUGGAUUCUGCCUUGCCAUUAUCGCCGUAUUCCUACCUCCGCUAUCCAUCGUCAAAAGAACAGGCUGCGACCAUCAUCUGUUCAUCAACAUCGUCCUGUGCUUGUUCGGCUGGACCCCCGGUAUCUUCCACGCCUGGUACAUCAUCCUUCGUUUCCCAGACGGCAGACGAGCUGCAAAGAUGAGAGAAGAUGUCAGAAGAGGGCGUGCUCAAGUCGUCCAACAAGGAUAUGGGUUGCCAGCAAUCGGAGCAGGCACCUACUACUUCCCUGCCCAUCAGGAGACUCGGUAUCGCUACUGGAGGCACGGUUCCGCCGAGAUCUAUGUUCAGUACCCGGAUGGACACUUUUACAAGUACAAGGGACGUCACUGCUGGUCCAAAGGUGAAUGUCCGGGACAGCCUGGACAACCACAGCCGCGUGUCUUGCUGGUGGAAAAGCAGGACCCUCUCAAGCAAGGUUACCAGUAUCAACUCCAGCAUCAUACCAAGCACCAUCCCAAUCACCGCUCCAACUCUUGGGUGACUAUCGAAGACGAAAAGCCAAUAGCUGUCGAGGACACUCCACCAACACUGUACAUUGAAGAAGCUGGGGCGGAGGAAGUUGAGAACACACUGGAGACUGAGCGGCUGGAACCAAUACCAGAAACAGAGACACUACGCCUCAGCUGUUACUGA
Molecule: messenger RNA, 687 nt
Organism: Aureobasidium uvarum
Lineage: Eukaryota; Fungi; Ascomycota; Dothideomycetes; Dothideales; Saccotheciaceae
Source: the annotation of a GenBank genome assembly